Molecule: messenger RNA, 1020 nt
Organism: Lotus japonicus
Lineage: Eukaryota; Viridiplantae; Streptophyta; Magnoliopsida; Fabales; Fabaceae
Product: ubiquitin-like-conjugating enzyme ATG10
Exons: 6
Coding region: 278-973 (231 amino acids)
Biological process (GO): protein modification by small protein conjugation; protein lipidation; macroautophagy
Cellular component (GO): intracellular anatomical structure
Molecular function (GO): Atg12 transferase activity
Source: RefSeq, a predicted model, not a curated record
CUUCGUGGACUGUGUUUGUCAUAUAAAACCAAGUUGGGCCCAUUUGUUUCAAGGUGGCAAAACACGCGGCGGGUGCGAGAUGAUGUGGUCGCGACGGAGCUGAAUCCGGUGACCGCGCUCGGAAUACUGAAAAAUCACGAACCCUAAUCUUCGACCAAUCUCAUCAGCACAGUAUUUCUCUCUUUCAUUACGCGAUUCAUUUCGUCUGCACCCAAUUCACUCCUCUACUACUUGUUCUGGAAGUUGCAGACUCUAUUUUUUGGUGGAUUUGAAAGGUAUGGACUUAAAAGAAGAAGCUGUGAAGGACAUAAUCUCAUGGGAUGGGACUCUCUCUUCAAGUGAUUUUUCCCUUUCUGCUUCCACAUUUUCUGAAAAGUGGAAAAUGUUCAAUCCUUCCUUUCCUCCAUGGCUGUGGAUUCCAUGUCCGAAUCAUCAUGUAGUUUCUUCUCAUAACGUGGAAGGAUACUUAUCACUGGAGAACAUGUGCCUUGUCAAAUCACAGGAAGAAGAGAGUAACAGAACUUUGACAUGGAAGGUAGAGAGCAACAUUUCACAGAAAGAUGAGCCCAUUGAUUAUGCCACUUUAGAAUGUCCGGAGCAUGAAGUGAACUACUAUGAUUUUCAUAUUGUCUACAGUCCUUCUUAUAGAGUUCCAGUGUUGUAUUUCCGUUCAUACCAUAGUGAUGGACAACCUUUGCUGUUGAAUGAAAUUGAAAAGGACCUUCCAGGUCAUUCUGCAAAGUUACUAUCAGAAUCCAAAUGGACAUUUAUCACACAGGAGGAACACCCAUAUUUGAACAGGCCAUGGUUCAAAUUGCAUCCAUGUGGGACGAGUGAGUGGAUGAAGCUGCUCUUCCAUAGUGAUACGUCUUUGAAUAAAAAUGGGUUAGUUAUUGAACAAUAUCUGGUUUCCUGGUUCUCGGUCAUUGGACAAGUAAUUGGUCUGAAAAUUCCUUUUGGGAUGAUGGAUUAAUGAAUCCCCUCAAACGAAUGAAAGUAAUAAAAUUGACUAAUUCUAUC